CAUGGCGGAUCGCAAAGUCGCCGUGGGGUGGCAGCUGCCGAGCAGCCCUAAGGAACCGCGCAUCAAUAGCCCGCUUUCGCCAGCGCAGGCGCAGCAAUACGGGACCGUCCGAAGGAACGCCCACGCGGAUGUACGACUGGGCUCACCAUCUGCCGCGCCAGUCACCAACAAGAAGCAACUGCAUGAAGAACGGCAGCUCCAGGACCCGCUACAUGCAGCAGCCCCGCUGGAACAUCGUGAAAUGGCAGACACAAGGCGUAACAUAGCCGUGCAGGUUGACCCACUUUCUCCUACACUUGAGAGAAUGGGAGCGCCUGCUGGUGGUCUGCGGACAGCAGUAGCGGCAGCGCAAGGCGUCGCCAUUUCUACACCUCUAGCGGCAGCUGCGCCUGCUGCUGGUGGAGAAGACAUUGAGGGCAGGCUUCCGUCCUUGGAGCUUGUGGCCGGUGGCAUCCGCGUGCUGGGCGGCCACGCCGAAGACGGUACCGACAGCGUGGACAGCACCGUUGCCUGCGUAUUCAUCUACAUGAUCGUCGUGGUCGCAACUAUCGCCGCGGUGCUAGUCUAUUUCUUCCGCAGUCUGUACGCCGAGCCUUCGGAGAUGACACCAAUCGACUACGACGAGGAAGAGGAGCUGCCGCGAACGCGCAGGCCCCUGGAGCCGCUGACGACCACCGCAGAGUACGAGCAAGAAGGCUUCGCCACCGGACCACUGCGCUUUGCGAGAAGGGGCAAGAUAACUAGCGCAAUUCCGCAUGGUCCCGACGCCCAUAGUGUGGAUGGUGGCGGGACUGGCCUAGUCACCAUUGGUACUGCCGACGUGGAGGGAGGGGGUGGUCUAGAAGACGGAGGCAUGGCGUCACAGCCCGUCGUCACGUCGCCCGACGAAGAGCAACGCUUCGUUCGGUACCUCGCCUCCCUACCGGCGAGCGGCGAGGGUGACUCGAACAGAACCCACAACGAUAAUUGGGACUGGACGCGUAGCGUCAAGUCGUUUGAAAGAAAAAGUCGCUUUAAGCAGUAUAGGGUCCGGCGCAUUGGUUGAAUGGUCUGUAGGAAUGUUUUGCAUAGCGUAUAAAGAUAUCGAAAAGCUCAAGCGUAGCGUGUUAAGCCCAUAAAACAUCCGCUUGCCUGGAACUCGAUACAAGAGUGUCAGGUGAGUGGAUUGCCGC
Molecule: messenger RNA, 1172 nt
Organism: Dermacentor albipictus
Lineage: Eukaryota; Metazoa; Arthropoda; Arachnida; Ixodida; Ixodidae
Source: RefSeq, a predicted model, not a curated record